Messenger RNA from Exophiala xenobiotica, 2555 nucleotides. RefSeq lists its product as uncharacterized. Bases 92 to 2356 code for a protein of 754 amino acids. Gene Ontology annotation, molecular function: mismatched DNA binding; ATP-dependent DNA damage sensor activity; ATP hydrolysis activity. Gene Ontology annotation, biological process: mismatch repair. The transcript has 3 exons. Gene Ontology annotation, cellular component: MutLalpha complex. NCBI's taxonomy places the organism in Eukaryota, Fungi, Ascomycota, Eurotiomycetes, Chaetothyriales, Herpotrichiellaceae. The record is from RefSeq and is a predicted model, not a curated record.
UAAGCCUACCUAGGUACCUAGUGAGUCCUGUCUACAGGUAGAUUCCUAGCUAUCACUUCUAUGGCGCUGUUGAACGUCGUCCACACAGAAGAUGGCGGAUCCCAUGGAUAUGGACUCUGAUGGUCCUCGGGGUGUCAAAAGAACCGCAGAAGAAGCAGGCCUGCCACCAGAGGCCCCUCGUCGUAUCAAGGCGCUUGAUCAAGAUGUCGUCAACAAGAUUGCCGCUGGAGAAAUUAUCGUCGCACCCAUGCACGCUCUGAAAGAACUGCUUGAGAACUCGGUCGAUGCUGGAUCAACCGCCAUUGAAGUCGUCGUCAAAGAAGGCGGCCUCAAACUAUUACAGAUCACUGACAAUGGCCAUGGCAUCGAGAAAGACGAUCUGCCCAUUCUAUGUCAAAGAUUCACAACAUCCAAGCUCAAGAAUUUCGAAGAUCUCAUGUCAAUCGGCACUUAUGGCUUUCGCGGCGAGGCUCUCGCAAGUAUCAGCCAUAUCGCUCAUCUGAAGGUCACUACCAGGACAGCCAAUUCGAGUUGUGCCUGGCAAGCCCACUAUGCUGAUGGAAAGCUCACUCCUGCCAAACCUGGUCAGAGUCCUGAUCCAAAACCGACAGCUGGUCGGUUUGGAACGCAAAUUACGGUCGAAGACUUGUUCUACAGUAUUCCCAAUAGGCGACGUGCCUUUCGAUCACCUUCCGAAGAGUAUGCUAAGGUCCUGGAUGUCAUUACCAGGUAUGCUGUCCUUCGAGAAGGAGUAGCAUUUUCGAUCAAGAAGCAUGGCGAAUCCGGUGCAGGCUUCUCGGUAGCAGCAGCGGCAACCAAGGUCGACCGGAUCAAGCAGGCCUAUGGAGGCACUAUAGCAAAGGAGCUUAUGGAAUUUGGUGUUGAAGACACCAGAUGGGGUUUCCGUGCUUCGGGCUAUGCUACCAAUGCCAAUUACAGCGUCAAGCGAACAACCUUACUCUUGUUCAUCAACAACCGAUCAGUCGAGUCAUCCGCUGUCAAAAAGGCCGUCGAGCAGACCUACCAAAUGUUCCUUCCCAAAGGCGGCCACCCGUUCAUCUAUCUUUGUCUUGACAUCGAUCCUGGUCGAGUCGAUGUCAAUGUGCAUCCAACGAAGCGCGAAGUCCAUUUCUUGAACGAGGACGAAAUAAUUGAGAUUGUUUGUGACAACAUUCGCGAAAGUUUAGCGAAAGUGGACACCAGCAGAACCUUCAAAACACAAACAUUACUUCCUGGAGUCACCCCAAUGACGCCAAUGAGAUCCGCAUCGAUGACUGCUGACAGGACACCUUCCACAGAUGACAGUGCUCCGGGCAAGCCAUCGACCACCAAGAAGCCCUACGAGAACAACCUGGUCCGGACAGACUCGAAGAUGAGAAAGAUCACUUCCAUGCUCCCACCAGCCCUGACAAGUGUUCAAUCUCAGGACGAGUCGUCGGCGGCGGCGGCGGCGGAAGGUGUAGGCUACACGACCACCGACCGAGAGCAAGUACAGAUUCGUCUGACAUCAGUCAAGAACCUACGCGCCGAGGUUCGAGAAGCUAUGCACAAUGGCUUGACCGAGGUCUUUGCCUCUCUUACGUACGUCGGCGUUGUCGACAGCAAUAGACGGCUUGCAGCCAUCCAAUCGGGAGUCAAGCUAUACUUGGUCGACUACGGCAUGACGGCGAAUGAAUUCUUCUAUCAAGUCGGCCUGACAGAUUUCGGCAACUUUGGCCUGAUCCAGCUACGGCCACCACCUAAGCUACGCGAGUUACUCGAUAUUGCUGCACAGCAUCAGAUCGAGACUGCGCGGGACUGCGCCCACCUUGACAGGGAACAUGUCGUGCAGAAAGUGUACGACCAGCUGAUGAGCCGGAGGCAGAUGAUCUCCGAGUAUUUCUCCAUCGAAAUCUCGGAUGACGGACAUGUCGAAACGAUCCCUCUGCUGCUGAAGGGUUACAUGCCAUGCAUGGCCAAGCUGCCAACUUUUCUCCUACGGCUCGGACCGUUUGUCUCUUGGACGCAGGAGGAGCUUUGUUUCAAGACCUUUCUUCGCGAGUUGGCUUCAUUCUAUGUGCCAGAACAACUAUCACGGCCGAUGCACAAGGCCAAGAACAAGGCUCAGCCCAUACCCGCCGACGAGGCGACGGUGAUGGAUACAGAGCCAGGUGAUGGUGAGAAUGUCGUGGACGAGGAUGUUGACGUUGAUGUCGAUACAGCAGUCGAGAAAAGACGGAAGGAAUUAGACCAUGCUCUCGAACAUGUCAUCUUCCCGGCAUUCAGAUCACGGAUCGUCGCUACGCAGGGUAUGCUGAGGGGCGUCCUGGAAGUUGCGAAUUUGAAAGGUCUGUAUCGUGUAUUCGAACGAUGUUGAACGCGGUGUUUUCUUUUUGUCAGGGCUUUAUCCGAAUAUCUCGCGAGUGGGCACACUGUCGUAUGAGGAGCCCGACUCGGUGAGGAAGCGAUGCAUAAAGAUAGAACUAUAAGACAUGUCCCUUGUAUGAUCUCGAUGCCGGAAGAUAAUGAGAGUCAUGGUCUACCAAAGCACAUUCUUGUGAAAUGUUGAAAACGAC